UUAAAUGAGAUAGAACUAACGGAGGAGCCCCGUUCGGCGGAAAGCGGCCGUUGUACGCCACGCCCACACUCGUCUAGCAUGAAGAGCCUCUGACAGCGACAUUCUCACCGUAGCAUGAAAGCAACCGCUCCUUCUGGAGAGAGAGAAACUGAGAUUUGUAGAGAGAGGGAGAGAGGCGCUUUUGCCUUUUGAAUAGUCUCUUUUGUUCUCCAGUUUCAUCGAAUGCCAGGUGCUUGAUUCAUCGAAUGGUGUUUGAUUCGCAUUCCGGUCUUCUUUUGUUGAUUUUCUUUACUGGGGAAAUUGUGGCGGUUGCAGAGGAUGAGAAGGGAAGGAGGUCUGAUCCGGAGACGUCUGAGGACGAGCGGCCAAGGAGGCGGAUCAGAUCGCUGAAGAAGAAGGCGAUGAGUGCUUCGACGAGGUUCACUCACACUUUGAGGAAAUGUGGAAAGCGAGUAGUGGAUUGCCAAUUUGCCGCAUUUUCGAUUGAGGAUGUGCGGGAUGCAGAAGAGGAGGAUGCGGUGGAUGCUUUUCGGCAGGUGCUGAUUGCCAAAGAUCUGCUUCCGGCUGCACACGAUGAUUACCAUACUAUGCUGAGGUUUUUAAAAGCAAGGAAGUUUGACCUUGAUAGAACAGUCCAGAUGUGGAAAGAAAUGCUCAACUGGAGGAAUGAGUACAGAGUGGAUUAUAUUUUACAGGAAUUUGUAUUUGAUGAAUAUGAAGACGUUCAGCAUUAUUAUCCUCAUGGUUACCAUGGUGUAGACAAAGAGGGACGACCUGUUUACAUUGAAAGACUUGGAAAAGUUGAACCUAGUAAGCUGAUGAGUGUCACCACAGUGGACCGGUUUUUGAAAUAUCAUGUUCAGGGGUUUGAGAAGGCAUUUGCUGAGAAAUUUCCAGCCUGUUCUAUUGCUGCCAAGAGGCAUAUUGUUUCAACAACAACAAUUUUGGAUGUGCAAGGGCUGAACUGGAUGAGUUUUGGCAAGGUUGCCCAUGAUCUCGUUAUGCGCAUGCAAAAAAUUGAUGGUGACAACUAUCCUGAGACUCUACAUCAGAUGUUCAUCGUUAAUGCUGGCAGUGGAUUCAAACUUCUAUGGAACACAGCAAAAGGUUUUCUUGACCCAAGGACAACCACAAAGAUACAUGUUUUAGGAAACAAAUUCCAGAAUAAACUGUUGGAAGUUAUAGAUUCAAGCAGCCAAUUGCCAGAUUUCCUAGGUGGCACUUGCUUAUGCCAAAAUGAAGGUGGGUGCCUCAGAUCUGAUAAGGGACCCUGGAAUGAUCCAGCAAUAAUGAAACUGGUAAAUGCCAGAGGAAUAUCAUAUGUGAGGAAGGCUAAUAGUUUUUCUGAUGGCGAUGAUUCGGAAAUCAAGCUACUUGCCUAUAAGAUUGCAGGUGGUGAUAUAUCUUCUGCUGAGUCAGGAUCAGAUGUUUGGCUAAGUACUUCUCAAAUUGUGCAAGUAAUGCCACACCGUAACAAAGAAAGGAUGAGGGAUCCGGCAUCCAUCCACGGCCUGGUUCAACCAGUUGACGCAGCUGCUAGAACUGAAGAUGUUGGUUCAAUAAAUCAUACUAAUAGUGUAACACGAAGAGAUCAGCUGAAGUUCAUUCCCCAUGUAGCAAAUUUAAUCGUUCACUUCAUAGUCAAAUUAUUAGCAUGUAUAUUUCUUAUACUCCCAGGGUUAGGGAGAUUUUUCGAGGUAAAAGGUGCAAAGAAAGAGUUAGGAAACAAGUGCAAACCUCAGCUGGCAGGUGUGCAUUCUCAAGAACAGCAUACAUUGUGUGGUAUAGAGGAGGACCAACUCCAUCCAUGUUUGCAGAGACUGCAAAAUUUAGAAGCUUCAGUAACUGAAUUGUUUAAAAAGCCUACAAGAAUUCCUCCAGAGAAAGAAGACAUGAUUCAUGAGUCACUGAGUCGUAUUAAAUCUAUAGAAUAUGACUUACAGAAGACAAAGAAAGUGCUGCUUGCAACAGCAUCAAAACAAGUGGAGUUGGCAGAGUCUCUAGAAAGUUUGAAGGAGAACAACUCAAAAGGAACAAAUUCUUGUUGGCUGAGGAAAUGCAACUCUUCCCACCAUGAAAGAUGAACACCAUUGCUGGAAGACACAAGUUCUUUUUUUUUUUUUUUUUUUUCUCUCAAGUUGAACUCGGACAAAUGACGGCCAAUAACCACCUGUUUCCAGCUCCUGAAUGAUUUUGAUGGGUUGCAUUCACUCUAGGUGACAAUCUCCUUUCUAUACAUUCUAAGAAAGCAAAUAUGGUUCUGUCUGCCUCUCCGUCUCUCUCUCUCUCUCACACACACACUUCACUUCAUUUUUUCCUCAGGUUUUCUAGUUGGACACUGUCAUCUCUCAUUUCCUAUUUUUUUCCUCCUCAGGUUUGAGUUGGUGAUCGAAAGCAACAGGUCUCGGAUCCAUUUUUUUUCAGAAAGAUAAAAUAGCAGUGAGUGCAACGCUGGCUGAAAAUUUCCUCCAUGUUUUUGUACAUAGUUUGAUAUUUCACCCUUCAUAUUCAGUGCGAAAAGCAUAUUUACAAAACCAUAGGCUUGUUCAGGGCAAAUUUUGGUAUGUAAAACUUAAAUUGUUGUUAUUUAUCUGUUAUUAAUCUUUCAUCUUAUAGCCUAAA
Vitis vinifera (wine grape) is the source of this 2622-nucleotide messenger RNA. RefSeq names its product phosphatidylinositol/phosphatidylcholine transfer protein SFH9. The transcript is spliced from 14 exons. Lineage: Eukaryota; Viridiplantae; Streptophyta; Magnoliopsida; Vitales; Vitaceae. The record is from RefSeq and is a predicted model, not a curated record. Bases 246 to 2084 code for a protein of 612 amino acids.